Gastrolobium bilobum is the source of this 883-nucleotide messenger RNA. RefSeq lists its product as uncharacterized. NCBI's taxonomy places the organism in Eukaryota, Viridiplantae, Streptophyta, Magnoliopsida, Fabales, Fabaceae. The record is from RefSeq and is a predicted model, not a curated record. The transcript has a single exon. The coding region runs from base 217 to 642 and encodes 141 amino acids.
UGUGUUUGGAAGAAAAAGAUACAACCAUUCCCAAAACAGAUCCCACGCUUGUUAGAAGCAAUCAACCACCUUUGUCCCCUCACAAUUAACAUUCAAAUUCAAACUCACUAACUCAUCACAAUACACUUCCUUUUAUUAUUAGAGUUGAGACAGACAGAGAGAGUUGUCUGUCUAGCAGAAACAACAACUCAGCUAGAGAGAGUCUUGAGAAUCGACAUGGCCACGCUCCAGAAAUUCAAGCUCUUGGCGAUGCAGUGCGGCGUGGCUCAGAGCCCGACCCAAAGCCCAAGGACAAGCCCGCUGGUUCAGCUCCGGCAGCCCAAAACCACUCUGCGAACUCUUCUUUGCCUGAGCCCAUCACCUCGCCGGCAAGAACACGUGUUGGAGAAGAAAGAGAAGGAUCCUAUGCGGAGACACUCACUCAAGGACCUCUUUGUGUCUUCCCCGCCUAGACAGGAGGAGCAGCUGCAUGCUUCUACUCCAAUGUUGGGCUCUCUUGCCGUUGGGAACACGGCCCUUGUCGGGUCGGAUAUUUGGAGGUACCGACCCGGUUCAACCAACCCGGUUUCGACUGGUUUCCGUUGCAGGUCGUUACUGAAAAGGAAAGCUUGGCGCCCUCUGCUCCUAGCUAUUCCCGAAUAAUCUAUUCAGCCCGAGUCAAGUCAGUGCAAUUUCAACCUGAUAUCACCUUGAUAUUUUGUUCCGAAAUUUCGUCCAUUUAAUAUAUGAUAAAGUUUGGUUCUCCAUUUAUGUACUUUUAAUAUAUAAAAUUAUAAUCGCAUUUGAGUUUUGAUGAGGGUUCCUCAAUGUGUAUUAUUUUGGUUAUGGUAGUUUGUGAUAUUAGAAAUCAAUCAGAUUGUCAGUUUACAUAUAUCAAACUCUU